Purpureocillium takamizusanense is the source of this 2064-nucleotide messenger RNA. RefSeq lists its product as uncharacterized. Bases 329 to 1594 code for a protein of 421 amino acids. The transcript has 2 exons. NCBI's taxonomy places the organism in Eukaryota, Fungi, Ascomycota, Sordariomycetes, Hypocreales, Ophiocordycipitaceae. The record is from RefSeq and is a predicted model, not a curated record.
CGUCGUCCCAGGUCCUGGGCCCCCGGAACUUCGCCAGCUUGGGACAGGAAGCCACCAGGCACGCAUAUCAGGUGCCGCCGCCACGGCCAGGCCACCAACUGCCUGACGUAUACCCUCCUCGUUUUCUUGUUCAGUUCAGCCCCUUUCGCGUCCGUUGAACAUGGCCAGCCUGUCGACCUCGACGGCAUUUUCUCGUCUCCCCGAUCUGCCCUUGCGGUCCGGUCAUCGCGUUCUGUGAUUUUGUGAAUCGUGAUAGAAAGGAAGUAAAAAAAAUAAAACAGAGCAUCGUCGGAGGGUCGACCGACUCUCGCCUUUUUCGAGCCCCACCAUGUUCAGGCCGGAUCGACUGAUUCACGACUUCGUGCACAUGAAGAGCGAGCAUCGCGCAGAUGAGGCUCUUCACACGCUCAAGAGGAUAGCUUCCAUGGUCAAACCCCUCAUGCGCGCCCGGCGGUGGCACGUCGGCAAGCUCGUCGAGUUUUACCCCCCGACAACCUCUGGCCAGACCCUUCUGGGACUCAACUACAAUCGGGGUAGGAAGAUAUGCUUGAGGCUACGGCAUCCUGGAGAUCGCCGUCAGUUCAUCCCCUUUGAGCAGGUCCUGGACACCAUGCUUCACGAACUCGCUCACAUCGUCCAUGGACCCCACGAUGACAAGUUCAACAAACUUUGGGACCAGCUGCGCGACGAGAUGCAGAGCCUUCUAAACAAGGGCUACACUGGUGAAGGUUUCUUGACCGAAGGCCGUCGCCUGGGCGGCACCAGAGUGUCUGGAAAUGAGCUGCGUCGACUCGUACGGCAAGCGGCAGACGAUCGCCGCACUAACCAGGCUGGAGCAACUCUCGGACGACGGCUAGGCGGCGCGGCCCCGAGUCCUGGGCAUGACAUCCGCCGCAUUAUUGCCGAUGCUGCCGACCGAAGGAGACGUGUGCUUCGUGGGUGUGCCGAGGAGAGUCUCAGUCAGCGCGAAAUCCAGGAGAUUGCAGACCAGGCCGCACACAACGGCUUCCGCACACAAGCAGAAGAGGACGAAGCGAACGAGGCUGCCAUUUCUCAAGCUUUGUGGGAGCUGGUCCAGGAGGACGAGAAGAGGAGGCUGGGCGAUGCCUAUGUCCCACCCGCGGAAACUAUACCAGAACAAUACCGGCAGGACCUCGUUAGUUCUGAACAACCCGUUGGCGCCGCUGCCGAAAUCGCAGGAUCGCGGCGUGCAGCGACGUAUCCCGCAAAGACUUCGGUAAGCCUGUUGCAGAGGAAUCGCGCAAACGAGACGGCUUGCUCUUGGGAGUGUGAAGUUUGCACACUUCGCAAUCCUACAAACUACCUCUGCUGUGACGCUUGCGGCGUCGAAAGGCCACAACGCAAAAGGCGGAAAGUUGAGCGCGAAUCGGCUUCUAGUACGCCUCAAUCUGCAGUAAUCGACUUGACGAGCAGUCCGCCCAAAAACAAAGGCAAAGGGCGUCGCAUAUCGCACAUCCGGCAGCCAAGCCCGCCACCGGCGUUGUCAUGGACCUGCCAGGCUUGCGGAAUGGAAAUGGAGCGUCAGUGGUGGUCGUGCAUGAGAUGCGGAUGGGUCAAGGACAACUCCAAGUAGCGGCGUUGCGGUGACGACAGUGGCGAGUCGGGCUGAUGGUUAGAGUCGGAUUUUGAGAGUGACGAUGCGUCACGGCGUCCACAUGGCGCAUGUAUAGUUUUUAGCCUGGAGAGCGCCGCUUGCAUUCUGCGAUUAUUGCACUAGUUGUCAACGCCGGACCUUAGAGCGGGCAUGCAGGACAGAAUUUUGUGUGUUCGACGACGAACAGGUUUUCCGCCCAUCUUGAAUCGUCAGCCAUGACGUGCAAGCAGCGCCAAAGAGGCAUGGCCUUGAUUGGGGGGGCAAAUGGAGAAGAUGGACUAAGUGGGACAGAGCCUGGUGUGCCUCUGUGAAGGGGCGGAUGCGGGCUAGGAGAAGGAUGAUGAGGACGUAUCGAGGCGCCAAGUGAGGACCGCGAUAUAGAUAGAGGGAUCAGCGUUUUGGUGUUGUGAGCUGAGUGACUGAGUUGACCAAGUCAAUCGCAGCCCGCA